UGAUGUUCCUGUCGUGAUUACGUCUCAUUUGCGUCUGCCCCGUGGCGUUCCCAUGUUUGUAUGGUUCUCUCCCGACUUUCACCACUAUUAACGUUACACAGUGAUGGCUAUGAUUGAGAUAGGACCCUUUGUACCAAGUUCUUAUUUCCAUAAGGGCUGUGAGAGGAAGUCCCGUUGUUUGAUUAGGAAGUGCUAGCCGAGAAGAGCGCCACUCUGUCCCGGCCAGAGGAAGUGGAGUUUUCACACCAGAGGAGGAUGAUGUUGAUAUAUUGCCACCGGUGAGGCCUUGCCCUGCACUCUCUCACCAUGCCUAGACGGGGACUGCCACUGCAGGGCAGGGCACGCUGGCUCCUCCUGGGCAUCUUCCUGCUGCUGGUGCUGUUACUGUUUGCCUACCUGCUGGAGUGCACGCCGCCCGCCGACGCCAGCCUGGCCAUGCCAGGUCUGGGGGCCGAGCCGUACGGCCGGGAGUACUACCAAGCCAUGCUGCAGGAGCAGGAGGAGCGUCACGUCAGCCGCGCCAACAGCCUGAAGCGGCAGAUCGCCCAGCUCAAGCAGGAGCUGCAGGAGAUGAACGAGAAGCUCAAGGCUCUGCAGGAGCGCAAGGAGGCCCCGGCGGCCGGAGGCCUGGGCCUGGCCGGCGACAAAGACCAGGAGCCCGGAGACCUGCUGGAGUACCUGCACGCGCAGAUCGACAAGGCCGAGGUGAGCACGGGGGCGAGGCUGCCCAGCGAGUACGCCCUGGUGCCCUUUGAGAGCUUCACCGCCACCAAGGUGUUCCAGCUGGAGAUGGGCCUCACGCGGCACCCCGAGGAGAAGCCCGUGAGGAAGGACCGGCGCGACGAGCUGGUGGAGGUGAUCGAAGCGGGCCUGGAUGUCAUCAACAAUCCGGACGAGGAGGACGGUCAAGAGGAUGAUGUGCCCAUGCAGAGACAAAUGUACACUGAGGGCCAUUUCAUUGAAGGGCUGUACAGGACUGAGCGAGACAAAGGCACUCUCUACGAACUCUUCUUUGCUAAAGAAAAUUCGAAUGAAUUCCGCCACGUCACUCUCUUCCGUCCAUUUGGGCCGCUAAUGAAGGUGCGGAGUGUGUCUGUGGAGACCACCCAUACCAUCAUCAACCUCAUAGUGCCUCUCUCAGGCAGGACUGACACUUUCACUCAGUUCCUCCACAACUUCAGAGAAGUAUGCAUACAGCAAGACAAGCGAGUCUAUCUUACUGUGGUGUACUUUGGGCAGAAAGGACUGCAGGAUGUUAAGAUUUCUCUUCAAAGAAUGUCAAGAGAGGAGAAUUUUACUGACUACACCUUGAUCCCUGUGGAUGAGGAGUUUUCCCGCGGCCGUGGCCUUGACAUUGGUGCUCACGCCUGGAAGAGGAGCUCUGAUGUUCUCAUGUUCUUCUGUGAUGUGGACAUCUACUUUACCCUGGAAUUCCUCAACUCCUGCCGCCUUAAUGCCGCCCCCAAUAAGAAGGUCUUCUAUCCAGUGGUAUUUAGCCUCUACAAUCCUGCAAUCGUCUAUGGGAAUCUUGAGCUGGCUCCUCCCAUUGAACACCAGUUGAUUCAUAAAAAAGACACAGGAUUUUGGAGAGAUUUUGGUUUUGGUAUGACUUGCCAAUACCGAUCUGACUUUUUAGACAUUGGUGGUUUUGAUCUGGAGGUGAAAGGCUGGGGCGUGGAGGAUGUCCACCUGUACAGAAAAUACCUGCGGAGCGACACCAUCGUGAUGCGGACACCCGUCUCCAGUCUUUUCCACCUGUGGCAUGAGAAGCAGUGCGCAGACGAGCUCACCCCGGAGCAGUACCGCAUGUGCAUCCAGUCCAAGGCCAUGAACGAGGCCUCCCACCCCCACCUGGGAAUGCUGGUUUUCCGGGAGGAGAUUGAGAACCACCUCCGGAAGCAGGCCUACAAGACUCAGAUCAAAGCAGAGGAGUAAGGACCAGCCUUUGCACACGUAGGAUUUAAUCUAAACCUAAACCUAAACCUAGACCUAACCACUGGAUACUAGGACUAGGACUACUGUUUUGAAGGUUUUGGUAAGGGGUAAAUGGUUACUGCAAGGAGUAGCCAAUCCUCAGAAACAACAGGUCUGUGAAGACCUGUACUUGACUGAAGAAACUUCCAAGGAAUCGGUGGCAGUGCCUGUAUGAUUAUCUCGAAUCUCCAGUUCUGGAGUUCAGCUGUCUCAGAGAUGCUGUCUGAAUGGCAAAAUGCUUUUAUGAAGGUCAGUCCAGCCCCUCGUUGCCUUGGGGGAUUUAGCAGGUUAUGGUUACAUAGACUCUCAAGAGAGGACUUUUUAACUUGAAUGAAUGAUAUUGAGUCACAUUUCCUGCCUUAGAGGUCAAUACAGAAGUUUCAAUAUGUUUACUGUCUGUAUAUCUGGUUUUAACAAUUGUUUAUAGAGCCAUAUUUCCUUUUUUUGUUUUCUAACUGCGCUGUGAUGGAGAUAAAGGGAUCAUUGUUGAAGCAGUCAUUUCACAAAGGGACAAUCAGUUACUGAGAAUGAAGUUUACGGAUUCGAUGCUACAGUAAUGCUACUGCAGAUGAACUGUAUGUGUGGAUCAGAUGUCCUUGACAUUUCUUGAAAUGCUACAAAAGCAUGGGCUUGGUCAUAUUUUGAUGUUAAGUUGAUCAUUUUUGUUAAUAUUUAAAAUGGCACAUUUGAAGAAAACAAACAAACAAAAAAUAACCUUAGUGCUUUGAAAAGGACAUGACAAUUCACAACCAUCAGCUGUCAAAGCUUUUUUCGUUUGUUUGUUAUAAGUUGUGUAAGACCACUUCAGCCACCGACACUGGUGUAACUGGGUGUAAGCGGAUGAUGUGCCUCAAAGUUUGAUAUGAGGACUGAGCGGAUGGCCUGUUCAAGAUGUUGUGUAUAUAAAGAUAAGUCCGAACACGAGCAGGAAAAGAAGCCUGGACAGCUGCAUGCUCAAAGUCUCAUUUCUUGUCCUUUUUGAUAACAUGAAUAAAAUCUUAACCCAAACCCAA
Sardina pilchardus (European sardine) is the source of this 2987-nucleotide messenger RNA. It is a transcript of the gene csgalnact2, whose product is annotated as chondroitin sulfate N-acetylgalactosaminyltransferase 2. The transcript is spliced from 8 exons. Gene Ontology annotation, cellular component: Golgi cisterna membrane. The record is from RefSeq and is a predicted model, not a curated record. NCBI's taxonomy places the organism in Eukaryota, Metazoa, Chordata, Actinopteri, Clupeiformes, Clupeidae. Bases 307 to 1935 code for a protein of 542 amino acids. Gene Ontology annotation, molecular function: glucuronosyl-N-acetylgalactosaminyl-proteoglycan 4-beta-N-acetylgalactosaminyltransferase activity.